AUGAGGCCAAGCAGGGAAGCGCCGCGCAGCAUGUUCAAGAAACGCAAAAACCUUAAUAUCCGAGCACGGCGGUUGAGUGAGGAGGAGGCGGUGGUGGAGGGCGAGACCACGAGCAUCCUGAGCACAGAUGACAGCAACUCUAACUUGCCCCCAGUCGGAAAGAAGGAGAAAAAGAAGGCCAAAGAGAAGGCCGAGCCCAAGAAACAGUCCGUGCUCAGCUUCGAGGACGAGCUGGAAGCUGAUGAUGGCAUUAUGUUCCAAGAGAAGAAGUCGAGCCUCAGCUACAAGUUGAGGAAAGAGAUGAAGAAGGAGAGGAAGGAGAAGAGAAGAGAGGAAAAGGAAAAGCAGAGACAGGCAGAGGGAAAGGACAAGUUCAGAGAGAAGGACAAGAAUGGGGGCCCCACUGUAUCAGAAUUGGAUGAGCUUGGGAUUCGCAUUGUUAAUGGUCGAGAGGCGGAGGCUAUUGGGGCUCGUCCAGGUGACUCAGACUCAGAUGACGAGAUUCCUGGCCAGCAUAAGUUCCGGCCCAAAGGGGCAAAGGCUCCUCAGUCCCUUGAUCCCUGGAAAAAGAUAUUGCAAAGCGGACAAAUCCCUGAUGCCAACAUGAUCCAUGCCAUACGAAAGCAGCGGCAGCAGGCCAGAGAGCAGGGAGACAUGAUCCCCAUUGAUGACACUGUCAGGCUGGAGGAAGGCAAGGGCCGGCUAGUGAGGGACGAUGACAAUGACCGCAGUGAUGAUGAGGAAGGAUCAUCCCGCAUGGACUUUGCUGUGAACCAGCAAGCAAGGGAUAGGCAGCAGCGGCAGGAGGCUUUCAAUGCAGCACAAGAUGAUGGCACAGACAACAGUGACCAUGAACGUGAGUGGGAGAAGCAGCAGUUGCAGAAGGCCAGGGCAAGCACUAAGGCUGCUGGCUGUGAGGGUGAAGCAAGCCAGGAUGGCCUGCCAGACCACAGCACAAGUGGCCCCUUCCCUGCUUCCCUGGACAAUUGUGGUAUGACUGGGAUGGUCAGCAGCAGCAGCAACACCAGUGUCAGCCAGAUGGAGCCGACCCUGUGGGGCCAGGAGAGCCUCAUUCCUGCAUCCUCGUCUGCCCUGCCACGCCCCGCCAACUACCAGGCGGAGGGCAUCAUCAAGCGCCUCCAGGACAGUCGCACCAGCCUGGAGGAGGUGUACCGGCGCCACCAGAAGGAGGCAGACACGGUGAUAGAUGACCUGGUGACCUGCAAGUCCACCAUCUCCCGGUGUAGCUUGGAGCAACACCCGCUGACCAGCAUCUUCCAGUUCUAUCAAGAUAUCCGUGGGUAUGUCACUGACUUAAGAGACUGUCUGAAUGAAAAGGUCCCUCAGAUUGGUGGCCUGGAGGAGCAGGUGUAUGCACUGUACCGUCAGCGAGCCCAGAAGAUGGUGCAGCGUCGCCGCCAGGACGUGAGAGACCAGAAUGAUGAAUUCUCCCCUUUUGCUGCAGGUAAAGGAGCACUGGGGGACGAGUACCGAACAAGACGUGCAGCUGAGAGGGAGGGUGACUCCAACCACCACGAUGGCAUGUCAACAGAUGAUGAGGAGUCCCAAUCUGAGAUCCAGCUCAUGCAGAGUGAAUUAGAGCAUAUUGCUGCUGAAGCACGCAAGAUUUUUGAAGACGUGGAAGAUGACUUCUCACAGCUGAAGCGCAUCAUGACCAGGUUUGAGGAAUGGCGGGGCAAGGACAGACCCACGUACUCUGAUGCUUAUGUCUCCUACAAUCUACCAAAAAUAUUUGCCCCUUAUAUAAGACUCCAGAUGUUAUUGUGGAACCCACUGAUGAAAGACAGUGAGAGCGUUGAGGUGGAGCGCAUGAAGUGGUUCAACCUGCUGUUGCUCUAUGGUACUGGUGACACCACAGAUGAUGACCCACACAGCUUACGGGAAGACCCAGACCGCAAGUUGAUGUCACACUUGGUGGAGAAAGUGGUCUUGGUGAAGCUAAAAGAUCUUGUUGGCUGCUGGUGGGACCCACUCUCCCACACCCAAACAGUGCGUCUGGUUAACCUGAUGAGGCACUAUGCUGAGGCUUAUCCUAGUCUGAGUCCCAGCUCUAAGCCUCUCAGAGAACUCACCCAUGCCAUCAUCAACAAAAUAAGAGAUGCCAUAGACAAUGAUAUAUUCAUACCAAUGUUUCCCAAAAAUGUGUAUGACAACAAGAAUUCUGGAGUGAGCCUCUUCUUCCAGCGUCAGUUUUGGGUAGCAUGGAAGCUCCUCAGUUCUACAUUAAUGUGGCAUAAAGUCCUCAGUGACUCAGUUAUUCAUGACCUUGCUGUCCGUUCAUUGUUAAACUUGUAUCUCCUGCCUGCUCUCAACUUGGCAGCCGAGAUCAAUCCCACAGAUGCCCUUGAUAAGUGUAGGAAUGUUAUCAAUGCCUUACCACGGUCUUGGGUGAAGAGUGAAGGAACCCACGUUUUCCUUGGUCGUUUAGAAGACUUCCUCAUCAAGUUGUCUGAGAAGCUGGACCCCACCACACACUCUCCCGCUCUGAAGGAAGUAUGUGAUCUGCUUAAGUCCAUUGGAGCAACAACCCAAGCAGAGAAAAUAGCCUACAAGUACCUUUAAACAUACUCAGUGAUUUUCAAUACAAUUUGGUUAGCAGGAUCUUUAUCUGAAAGUCAAAAGAUACUAGAAUCUUAAUCGCUACCCAAUUUUAUAAGUACUUGAUCAUGAUUUUUGUUCAGUGCUUGAAUCUAGUUAAUACUCACAUUAACGAGGUAAUGCAUAGCACAGUGAGUUGGGUUGAUAUGGUAUGGCUUAAGAGUUGCCACCUCUGAGGGAGGUUGGUCAUUGUCUAUAAUGAAAAUGUAAAUAUUUUUUGUACAUAAAUUCUCUUCAUAAACAAAUUUUUUUUGUGAAGAAUUUAGUUUCAGACUUGUGAAACAUGCAUUGAGCAUGUAAAGUGUUUAUAUGAAGCAAAGUCAGUUAGGCAUUCUUUGGAAAAAAAAGAAAUGUGAAAGUGAAAAUGUUAAUUGGUUUAAGAGAGAAAGGUUUACCAUUGUUUGACUAUUAUUGAGGAGCAGUUAGAUGUCAGCCAAAGUCAAAGAUACAAGACCAUAUACACUGAAAAUUUUUGUAAAGUUUUUUAUAAGACUGAAUACCUUAUGUACAAAUCAAUAAAGCUUUUCCUUUUUGUU
This is a messenger RNA of Portunus trituberculatus (swimming crab), 3155 nucleotides long. RefSeq names its product PAX3- and PAX7-binding protein 1-like. The record is from RefSeq and is a predicted model, not a curated record. Gene Ontology annotation, cellular component: U2-type post-mRNA release spliceosomal complex; nucleus. Gene Ontology annotation, biological process: mRNA splicing, via spliceosome; spliceosomal complex disassembly. Bases 1 to 2583 code for a protein of 860 amino acids. Lineage: Eukaryota; Metazoa; Arthropoda; Malacostraca; Decapoda; Portunidae. Gene Ontology annotation, molecular function: DNA binding. The transcript has 15 exons.